AUGGCGGUGGUUAUUAAGUUCUUCCGAUGGAUUUGGCAAAAGAUUAGCCGCUGGGUUUUCUUCUGGAAACACAAAACUAAGUCAGUCAUCACGGAUCAUACUGACUCCAAGAAAAAUGAGUUGAAGGCAGAGAAGGCUUUCAAGGUGUCUGAGACUUUCAAGUUGGUUGAGCCCCCCAAGGAGGCUAAGGUCUCCAAGGUGGAUGUGUCCCCAAAGGUGGUCGACCCCUGCCUGUUAGCCAAGACCACCACGGAUGGGGCUGCGGUGGAGGCGGGUCGCCGUCGGAGAUCACUGUUGCAGCUGCCCCAGGCGGCCGUCAAGUCCAUCUCCAUGCUCAUGGCCUCCGCCCUGCAGUCUGGCUGGCAGAUGUGCAGCUGGAAGUCAUCUGUGAGUUCUACCUCAGUUGCCUCCCAGAUGAAGACCGGGUCCCCCAUGGAGUCACAAGAGGCUGCGAUGUUGAGGGAAGUGUACCUGGUGCUUUGGGCUGUCCGGAAACAGCUGCGGCACCUGGCCCGCCGGCAGGAGAGACGGCGCCAGCGGCACCUCCGGGCCCACAUGGGCCCCCAGCCUGACCCAGUUCAGGGUCUGAAACAGGAUGCCCGGAGUCCCCUCUAG
Budorcas taxicolor (takin) is the source of this 615-nucleotide messenger RNA. RefSeq names its product sperm acrosome developmental regulator (gene SPACDR). The record is from RefSeq and is a predicted model, not a curated record. The transcript has 3 exons. Bases 1 to 615 code for a protein of 204 amino acids. NCBI's taxonomy places the organism in Eukaryota, Metazoa, Chordata, Mammalia, Artiodactyla, Bovidae.